AUGAUUAAAUGUUAAAGUAUAACAAUAAUAGAUUUUCAUUAUUCAUGCGGAAUGUGUGGAGAAAUGGAAGAAUUAGAUUGCAUUAUUUGUGUUGAUACUGAUUACAUAUAUUUAGUUGGAAAUACUUUUUUCUGUAAAGAAGGAUAUUAUUAUCCGGAUACAGAAAAAUAGAGAUGUAUUAGAUUAAAUAUUUAAAGUACAAAAAUUUCUACGUCCAAUUUUAAUACUGUCAGAUAAUUUGUUUCAAGUUUAAAUAAAUUUAAAUGCCUCCAAAAAUAAUAAGAUGAUAUAUAGAAUCAAGUUUUUAGAUUAUUAUAUUAUUAAUCAUUAAAGAAUGCCAUUAUUAAGGUCUCUCAUGAAAUGUAAUAGAAAUUAAAUGUGAAUUAUGUUCAAUUUCAUAAACAAAAUAUAUAAUGA
This is a messenger RNA of Paramecium primaurelia, 417 nucleotides long. Lineage: Eukaryota; Ciliophora; Oligohymenophorea; Peniculida; Parameciidae. The record is from the annotation of a GenBank genome assembly.